AACGAAAGUGGAAGUCAAGCCUGCUAGCUACAGCGGUGGACUUGUUUCAACUCUGCUGGAGGCUGAGGAGACCUCUGAGGGUUGAAAUAAAGAGUAGUAUUUCAGAACUCUUCACUUCCAACUCUUCUCUGAAGCCUCAGCUUCUGUCAGCCAGGCUUGAGAGCCGUGGCUAUGGCCCUGCAAACUGUCCUCUACAGUCUUCAGGAGGAGCAAGCCAGGCUCAAGACAAGGCUGCAGGAGCUGCAGCAGUUGAAAAGAAACCGCACAGGCUCUCCCAGAGACAAGGUCCCAUUCCCGGUGCCCGAAGUCCCUCUGGUAUUCCAAGGCCAAACUAAGCCGAGCAGGCAAGUGCCCAAGUCUCUAGUUUCUAACAUGAAGAUCUGCUGCCCUCUGCCUGGAGGUUCUGCUCUGGUCACCUUUGAGGAUCCCAAAGUGGUAGAUCGGCUGCUACAGCAAAAAGAACACAAAGUUGACAUAGAGGACUGCCGGCUGCGGGUGCGGAUCCAGCCCUUGGAGCUGCCCGUGGUGACCAACAUCCAGGUGUCCAGCCAGCCAGAUAGCCACAGGGUGCUGGUCAGUGGCUUUCCUGCUGGACUUAAGCUGAGUGAAGAGGAGUUGCUGGACAAGCUGGAGAUCUUCUUUGGCAAGUCCAAGAAUGGAGGCGGGGAUGUGGAGACCAGGGAGAUGCUGCAAGGGACCGUCAUGCUGGGCUUUGCUGAGGAAGAAGUGGCCCAGAACUUGUGUGAGAUUGGCCAGUUCAGAGUCCCACUGGGCCGGCAGCAGGUCCUCCUGAGGGUUUCUCCCUAUGUGAGUGGAGAGAUCCAGAAAGCUGAGAUCAAAUUCCAGCAAGCACCUCAUUCAGUGCUGGUGACAAAUAUUCCCGAUGUCCUGGAUGCCCAGGAGCUGCAUGACAUCCUGGAGAUCCACUUCCAGAAGCCCACCCGUGGGGGCGGGGAGGUGGAGGCCCUGGCAUUUGUGCCCCCGGGGCAGCAGGGCCUGGCUGUCUUCACUUCUGAGUCAAGCUAGGUCUGCAUGCCUAAUGCUACCAAGAACAGUGAAUGCCAACCUGGUGUGACAGCCUUUACUUCAGGACAGCUGAGGGAGAGGGCAGAACCCAGACCUUGACGCUGGCUUCCCACCGCUUUGUUUGUUUUCUCGAGACUAGAUUUCUCUGUAUAUCCCUGCGUUCCCUCUGUAGACCAGGCUAGCCUGGAACUCAGAGCUGCCUGUCUCUGCCUCCAACUGCUGAGAUUAAAGAUGCGCACCAUUACCA
Molecule: messenger RNA, 1273 nt
Organism: Apodemus sylvaticus (European woodmouse)
Lineage: Eukaryota; Metazoa; Chordata; Mammalia; Rodentia; Muridae
Gene: Ifi35
Product: interferon induced protein 35
Exons: 7
Coding region: 172-1026 (284 amino acids)
Cellular component (GO): nucleus
Source: RefSeq, a predicted model, not a curated record